Molecule: messenger RNA, 2430 nt
Organism: Pyrgilauda ruficollis (rufous-necked snowfinch)
Lineage: Eukaryota; Metazoa; Chordata; Aves; Passeriformes; Passeridae
Product: arylamine N-acetyltransferase, pineal gland isozyme NAT-10
Exons: 2
Coding region: 294-1166 (290 amino acids)
Molecular function (GO): acetyltransferase activity
Source: RefSeq, a predicted model, not a curated record
UAGAAAACGAGUUCACUCUGGUCUUAACUAGGGAAAGGCAUAAACAUCUACUAAUAGGAAGAAACAAAGUUUAAUUUGCUCACGGAUCAGCGAAGUCCAAAAAUGUGAAUUCUUUUUGGGUGGACUCUGCCCUUUCUUGGAAUUUAAGAUUCAGGAGCGAGGACCAGCAGAGCUUAGAAAGACAACCCUCACAAUCUGUAUCCACUCCUGGCUUCACUGACUGCUGCCCCUGUAAUAAACCCCCCAGAAACUGAAUACCUCAAUAAAUAAAAAGGGAUCUCAUAAGAGGUGAGAUGAACCUUGAAGAGUAUUUUGCAAGAACUGGCUAUAAAGGCUCCACUGAAAAACAAGAUUUGGAAACCUUAACCGAUAUAUUCCAGCAUCACAUCCGUGCUGUUCCCUUCGAAAACCUCAGCAUCCACUGCGGGGAGAAAAUUACUUUGGAGCUGGAGCACGUUUACAACAAGAUUGUGCGGAGGAAGCGGGGUGGCUGGUGCAUGGAAAACAACCAGCUGCUGGGCUGGGUGCUGAAGGGCCUGGGGUAUGAGACCAGCUUCCUGGGAGCGUACGUGUUCAACCCCCACCAGAACGCCUACGCCACCCUCAUGACCCACCUCGUGGUAAAGGUCAUCGUCGAUGGCAAAGCCUACAUCGUUGAUGGAGGAUUCGGGGUGUCCUACCAGAUGUGGCAGCCCAUGGAGCUUGUGUCAGGGAAAGACCAGCCCCAGGCUCCCGGCGUGUUCCGCUUCACGGAGAAAAACGGUGUCUGGUACCUGGAGAAAAUGAGACGGAAACAGUACAUCCCCAACCAGAGCUUCUCCAACUCUGAUCUGCUGGAGAAAAAGGAGUGCCGCAAAGUUUACAUGUUCAGCCUUGAGCCACGGACAGUGGAAGAUUUCCGUUUCCAGUGCACAUACCUCCAGACCUCUCCAGAUUCCCUCUUCACAAAGAAGUCCAUCUGCACCCUCCAGACCACCGAUGGAUUCCGAGCGCUGAUUGGGUGGACGCUCACUGAGACCACGUACAACUACAAGGAAAACAUGGAUCUGGUGGAAUUUGUAACUCUCGAAGAUGAAGAGGUGGAAAAAACCCUCAAAGAGAAAUUUAACAUCACCCUAGAGAGAAAACUUGUCCCCAUAAAUGUUAAAGGAUCUUACACAAUCUAGAUGGCCAGGAAAACCUACAGUAAUGCUAUGUGGAUACAGCAGCUUCCACUGUCUGUGUAAUCCCUGCUGCAAGGUUAUGGGAUUCUUUUGCAGGUGACUGAAGGAUAUAUACAUUAGUAUGAGAUUAAUGUGAAUUUCACUUUGGGAAGAAUCAGGAAUUUAAGACUCUUGAGCCAGUUAGGUAAAAUUAUUUGAUGGGAGAUGACUGCCGUUCAAUUUUUGGCACAAAUGUAGGAUUUGAUUUGAAUCUGGUUAUAAGCUUGGGUAAGAAAUAUGUCUGGGGAAUUUUGGACUGCCUGUAGCACAUGAGUAUGGAUUAUUAAUUGUGAUAUGCUGCCAACACAUUUUCUAAGGUUAUUACAGGGAGACAAGUAAUCUGUGAGCAUUUAGACAAGAAACCACACAUUUAAAACUUCAUUUUUCACAAGAUCCAACCACUCACAGCUCAUCUAAUUCCUCUACCUUUAAUAAGAGUAAAACAUUGUCAUCUUGGAAAGGAGCAUUAGGAGGCAUAAUUCUUUCACCAUCAUCCUUAGACAAACCAUAGUACAAAAUGAAAAUCAUCAUCUUGUGCAUCCCUCUGGCCAUUACUGCAGUAAACUGCCCCAAGUAAUUUUUGGUAUGUAGCUAUUCUUCUGUGAUGAAAAUUCUGUAUAUUGCAGUGUUAUUGUGGCUGAUGGGCUCUAAGGAGAUAACUAUUAAGCUUUGUUUCUGAGGUAUAAUCACCCUAUAAACUGUGACUGGUACUUAAAUGUCACAGCUGGCUUAGAUUUACUUUUGUCCCAAAAGGGGUGGAAAUUCUGUGCUUUUAGGACUGCAUUAUAUUUGUACAUGAAGCUAAGCCCACCAUACCCUUAAUUUUGUCCUGCAAACAUGAGUGUCUAUAUGGCUGUCCUCCAUGGGUACCACUUAACACAGGAGCUUUAAUGCCAUUAGUGUUUGUUCAUCUGUAUCAAAGUGAAAAAACAACCCAAGAAGCCAGCCAAAUCUAAAGGAAACCUUCUCUUUUUUCACAAUCAUGUUUCCCCAUUUUCCAGAAAAUGUUGCUCCUCCUACCAUUCUUCUCUGCAAAAAGCCCAACCAAGGAAACCACUAAGAAAGGGGAAACAUUCUUAAAUGCAUCAAAAAUAGCAGAAACACUAAAAAACAUUCUUUCUCCCCAGUCUGUAAUAAGCCUGAGCAUUGGUCAAAUGUUGAUUCCUCCCACUGAAUAGUCUUUUUGCUCAAAGACAUAAUCUGAUCAUUGAUCUCACAAAUGUUGUAA